GCGGUGGCGGAGCCUCGCCCGGGACGCCCCGCGUAGGUCCAGAGCAAGAAUCUGCGUGUAAAAGAACGUUCUGUACCACGUUAGACCUGACAGCGCAGUGCGGUUCCUGGUGCUUGGGAAGCUCCUGUUUCAGCAAGUAGAAGAGACUUGUGUGUAGUUGUUGAGCCCACCUGGCUGUUUUAAAGAUGUGGAGUUGCUUCUGAUGCUGUGACAAUGGAGUUGAGCUGCGCUGAAGUACCCCUUUAUGGACAGGUGACUAUACAUGCAAAAUUUGGCAAAGACAUUUACCUCCCAGAGGACGCUGAGUUCUACUUUGUUUACGAUGGAUCCCUGAAAAGGCACAUAAUGUUUGCUGAGCGAGUUAGUGACAACGCUCUUCGGUCCAUUGUUCCAGGCCAUGGAUGCCAAGAAGCAGUUUCUGUCUCUGUGUUAAUGUACACAAGGGGUUACUCACCUGUGGUCCUCGGCAGCUGUCCUGUCACUUACAGAAAGAAUCUGUCUUGCAAGUUGUCUCGCUUUCUGGUUGAUCACGCAGAAUGUAUCACUGCCGCUAGUCACAAGAUGUUGCUGGAUAAGUUUGAGCUAAGCAUAAAAGAUCUGCAGUCCCUGGAUAAUGAUUUGAUGAUGGCCGUUGCUCAUGAAGAAUUGCCAUCGACCUGGAACAUCCUCGGAAGCUGCUCAGAAGGUGAGCCUAAACAUAAAGAAACUCUUCUCCACCUUGUGAUGAAAUUGGGCUUGGUUAAGCUUUCCCAGUUCUUAGUAGCCCAGCCUGGAGGGUCAUCAGCAUUAGCAUUACCUAAUGAGGAUGGAGCAACACCAUUAGAUUUGGCUUUACAAAAUGGGCACUCCAAACUUGUUGAGGUCUUCACAAAUUUCCAGGGCAGUCACUUGCUUGACAUCUCAAGAGCGGAGAUCAGUGAGGGUGCUUGCAUGCAGUUUGUUCAUUCAUCAGGAGCUUUGACGCUGACAUUUAGCCACACGGCACAACACUUGCUGGAGUCGGACAUUAAGCUCUUCAGAAAAUACUUCUGGGACAGACCUCUUCUUUACCAGAGUAUUAAUUCAAACCAAGUUGAGACAGUGGAAGGUCCAAAAAUGCCCUGCAGUACAACAAGCUCUGUAGAAGGUCCUGUGAACUUGGCAUCUGAUGAAUUGUCCCAGGAGGAUACGAAGCCUUUCCGAGACUCUGUGGUUCGUUCUAAAGAAAAUGAAGAUCAUGUCCUGUUGGGCAUAGAGCAGAGACACUCUACCCUUGAUGUUCUGAGGAAACUCAAGGCUCCACCUACCUUCUUUGCUGCAGCCAGACUUUCUGCCAUGCUGAGUGGAAGUGAUGAAGUAUAUGCAAACUGCAUGGUAGUAGACCAAGCUGGAGAUUUAAAGACUCACUACGUUUGUGGAGAUGGUGUCAGCAGUGAAACAUGUCUGAAUCCCACCAAUUCAAUCCCGAUGGCUAAGAGCUCUUCAUCUCCCUCCCUUGAGGAGAAUGACCAAUAUAUAUAUGUUCCAAAUGAAGGAAAUCAAAGGCCAGUGAAAAAUGGAGAAAAUGCAGGUUUAAGACAUACUGUUUCACCUUCUGAUCCGUAUGGAGCAGAUUCAUACCUUCCUUUCAGGACCCAUGGAUUUAUUAAGGAUCGGGGCCAACUUUAUGCUGACAUGAAAAAAAGAAGUUCAAGUCUCGAUGACCUUGAAGUAGAUGGCGGAAGUGUUUUGGACAGAUCCCACGUUCACUACCCUCCCCUCGGCUCUUCAGAGGCCAUGGCUUGUAGCAGAGAUGGAUUAGACUUAUCUACCAGUCUGCAGCCCAAGGCAUGCACAGUGUCUGGGAUUCGAUCACGCUCCUAUUCCUGCUCCUCGCCCAAGGGUUUAUUAGGAAGACCUCACAUUCCUCGGGACUUUGCAGUUGAGGAUUCGAAUGAAGAGCGAGCGUACAGUCUGCCUGAGCAGUCCCGAGAGAAAAGGAUCCAGGAGGAGGAAUGGAAUAAAUAUAUUGUACCCUCAAAAAAUGAGUCUGAAAAAUGUAAAGUCAGUCGGACUUUCAGCUUUCUGAUGAACAGAAUGACCAGCACACGAAAUAAGUGCAAGACAAAAAAUAAAGAUACCAAAGAUAAAGAGAAACUGAACAGGCACAAUUUUACAAAUGGGACCUUCUCAGGAGUUAUCCCAUGUAUGGCCUGUGAAAAGGCCCUCCUAGGAAAGGAGUCACUGCAGUGCUCUCAUUGCAACGUGAUUGUGCAUAAGAGCUGCAAGGAGUGUGCUCCUGUGUGCACCAAGAAAUCCCAGGAGAGGUACCAUAAUAAAAACAAAUCUCAAGCUGGGGUAACAAAUUCCCUGCCUGGAGACAUUUCACAGACAGUGCUCUCCUCAGUGCAUCCUUCUUCCUCUGUGCCUAUCGGACUGUCUGCUGGAAGGAGGGAAGCCUCACAACAGUCCCGCUUCUUGUCCAAAAGUGUCCCCAGUGCCAGUUUGGAAAGAAGUUCUAUGCCGUUUUCUGAACAAGACUCUGAGACUAGCACUUGGAGGUCCAAGUCACGUUCUGAAGAGAUGUUGCAAGCAUUAGGGACCUUUUCUUCAGUGGAUCCUUUUGUGAUGGAAGAUGAUGUGGAUUUGUCUCAGUGGACUGAUCUCCGCACAGAUGCACAAGACUUUGAGGCAGAGUCCUGGAGUGUUGUUGUGGAUCCAAUGUUCUGUAGCAAGCAAGAAAAGGAUGUCAUCAAGAGGCAGGAUGUCAUUUUUGAGCUGAUGCAAACAGAAGUGCAUCACAUCCAUACCCUGUUCAUUAUGUCUGAAAUAUUCAGGAAAGGGAUGAAGGAAGAACUGCAGCUGGAUCACAGCACAGUGGACAGAAUAUUCCCCUGCUUAGAUGAGCUACUGGAGAUGCACAGGCAAUUCUUCUGGAGAAUGAAGGAGAGACGGCAGGAAUCAUGUGAGGCGGGGAGCGAACGUAAUUUUGUCAUCAGCAGAAUUGGAGACAUCCUUGUGCAGCAGUUUUCAGAGGAAAAUGCAACUAAAAUGAAGAAAAUAUACGGAGAGUUUUGCAGCCAUCAAAAAGAAGCUGUUAAUCUCUUCAAAGAGUUGCAACAAAACAAGAAGUUCCAGAAUUUUAUUAAACUGAGAAAUAGUAACCUGUUGGCGCGACGCCGAGGAAUCCCUGAGUGCAUUUUGCUCGUCACCCAACGAAUCACCAAAUACCCUGUUCUGGUUGAAAGGAUAUUGCAAUACUCAAAAGAAGGAACAGAAGAACAUAAAGACCUGUGCAAAGCCCUUCAUCUAAUUAAGGACAUCAUUGCAGCAGUAGAUUUGAAAGUGAAUGAGUAUGAGAAAAAGCAAAAGCUGUUGGAAAUUCUCAGUAGAACUGAAAACAAAACAUAUACAAAGUUGAAAAAUGGCCAUGUUUUUAGGAAGCAAGACUUGAUGAGGAAAGACAGGAUGAUACUUCAUGAGGGUUUAGUGUACUGGAAGACAGCGACUGGUCGUUUCAAAGACACCUUAGCUCUGCUUCUAACUGAUGUACUGCUGUUCUUACAAGAAAAAGAUCAAAAAUACAUCUUUGCAGCUGUUGACCAGAAGCCUUCCGUUAUCUCCCUUCAGAGACUCAUAGUAAGAGAAGUAGCCAACGAAGAAAGGGGGAUGUUUCUGAUUAGCGCUUCAUCUGCGGGGCCUGAGAUGUAUGAGGUUCAUACCAGCUCCAAAGAGGAACGUAACAACUGGAUGAGGCAUAUUCAAGAUGCAGUGGAAAGUUGUCCAGAGGAAGAAGAAGAAGGAAAAAUGAGUGAAUCUGAUGAGGACAGACGUAUUGCUGAGGCCAAAGCAUCCAGAAUUCAGAAAUAUCAAGAGUCACUGAGUAACCAGGACCAGCAGAUCUGUAGUUAUUUGGAAGAGAAGUUGCAUAUCUAUUCAGAACUGGGAGAUAUGAGUGGGUUUGAGGAUGUUCAUGUAGAACCUCACCUCCUUAUCAAACCUGAUUCUGGAGAAACUCCACAGGCUGCUUCAUUGCUGGCAGCAGCACUCAGAGAAGUUGAAAGUCUCCAUGUUGCUGUAACAACAUCACAAGUGAGUGAAACAGACCGAUCACCAGAGGAAAGUAUUGAGGAAUUAAGUGUGAAGCACAGAUUUAGUGCCAAUGAAAUCUUGGAAUCUGUUCCUGGUGAUGCAGAAAUAAAAGAAGUUGAAGAAUCAUCUGCAGUUGAUCUCAGCGUUGAAAACGAAACGGCAGGUGCCAGUCUAGAGGAUAAGGGAGGAAGUAUGAGUUUCCCAGGAUCUACAAGGACAGAGAUUGUACAAGCAAUCCAGAACUUAACCCGUCUCUUGUACAGCAUACAGGCAGCACUAGCUAUCCAGGACAGUCACAGAGAGCUCCAUAGGUUACUCCUGCAAGAGAAUGAGAAGACCGGUCGGGGCCAUGGUUCUCGGCUAAAUCUCCUUCUGGAACAAGAAAAAUACCGGAAUCUGGAAAAACAAAGGAUGGAGUUGGCCAACAUACACAAACUGAAGCAGCAGUUUCAGCAAGAACAGCAGCGGUGGCUGCGUGAAUGCGACCAGCGGCAGCGGGAGCAGGAGGCGAGGGAGGGCCGGCUGGGGCAGCGGGAGAGAGAAUGCGGGUGCCAGGAGGAGCUGCUGGAGAGGAGCCGACGGGGACUGGCACUGCAGCUGCAGGAGUACCAGCAGAACCUGGAGAGGCUCCAGGAGGGCCAGAAAAUGGUGGAGAGAGAAAGAGACAGUGUGAAAAUGCAGAAGCAGCUCCUCUGGCACUGGAAGCACAGUGAACAAAGUAGCCUGUUAUCAUCCACAGGGAGCUAUGAGAUAAUGGGACAUAAUCAAUCGGACAGCUUACAUGGCGAAAAUACAUACUACUUAAAUGAAGCUGUAGUGUGUGUGUCUCUAAGCAGUCUCAACAGAUCAGAUUCUUCUCUUGUUUAUGAGGAUGGUGUGUAUGGGCUGAACAUCUCAAAUUCUGAUAUAGCAAGGACUAGUGAAAAUCAGGUGGACCUCAAAAUGGACACUUCUUGUCAGCCAACGUUAACGAGUGCACUGUGGAAAUCCACUGGUCCUUACCAGCAGAUGUCUUUUUCCUGCAAAAGCAACAAAGAUGCCUUUAAUAAUGAUCUGAAUGCAUCACAGAUCCAGGGUCCCCAAACAAGCAUUCCAAACCAGAGAUCCAUCCAGCCGCCACGGGUAGACACACCACUGCUGAACCACCAGCCCGAGAGCCUGCAGGAUGCAGAAAGUGGAGGCAGAGUAGAGGAGAAGAUUGUUUACCUCUGAUGGCUUGUUUUCUAAUCUCAGCAACUCUGGAAAUAUAAUUGUGUUUGCUUUUCUAAAUGUCCAUAGUUGCUCUCUGUAUGACUAAAUGGCUUCAAGGGUAGUAUUUAAUAUUCAGUGCAAGAUUUUCCCCAUGAUAAAUAUAACAAUUAAGUUAUUUUGAAGCCUUUGUUUUAUAAUCUUUAAUUUAUGACAUGAUUUCAAAUGCUUUGCAAGAAGCAAUGGGUAGCAGGGGAGACGUAACAUUUUGGAAUUGUAAAGAUGCCACCAAGAGCUGUGAAAGCUAGUGUUAAUUUUCUCUUGAGUCCUCUUUUUAAAAGGGCAAGCUAAGAGAGGUGGGCCUGCUAUCUGAGAUUUCAGAGUAUGGAUCAGUAACCUUCUAACAGUUGUGAUAUAACAUGAGAAGACUGCAAUGUAAGAAUGAUGGCUAUAGUCUUUGCUGAAAUGUGCUAAUUACCCUUAACUAUUGGGUCAUUUUCCUUAUUCCUUGGCUCAGGAACUGCUCAGAAAAGGAUGUUUUUUAUGGUCUCAACAUAAUUGCAUAAUUGUAAAUGUUUGUUCAUGUCCCAAAGCUUAUCAUCAUUUUGGUACUACUGCCAGUUUCUGUGCAGAGAUGGUGUAAAUCAGUUUGUUAUUGUAUUAUAACUGUACCUCAUUUCAGUAAAUGCCCUUAUGCAUUAAAAUUUACCAGAUGAAACCAUCUCACUGGUCAAAAGAAAAGAAAGGGGAAAAAUAGUAGGCUUUUAGUUAACUGAACUCUUCUGAAACUCUGCUGCUUUCCCAUGUAGGAGCCAGCUCGCUUCCUGCUUUCAGGUUCACGGGAUCAUCUGUGCAUUAGGCAGUAAGAAACCAGGACCUGUUUCGUGCCUUUUUGUCUUUCAGAAAUAUUUGUACACUUAUGUCAAAUUGAAUAAAUAUUCUGUGCAUUUCU
This is a messenger RNA of Gymnogyps californianus (California condor), 6190 nucleotides long. RefSeq names its product Rho guanine nucleotide exchange factor 28 (gene ARHGEF28). The record is from RefSeq and is a predicted model, not a curated record. Gene Ontology annotation, molecular function: guanyl-nucleotide exchange factor activity. Gene Ontology annotation, biological process: cell morphogenesis; regulation of Rho protein signal transduction. NCBI's taxonomy places the organism in Eukaryota, Metazoa, Chordata, Aves, Accipitriformes, Cathartidae. The transcript has 38 exons. The coding region runs from base 214 to 5262 and encodes 1682 amino acids.